AUGACUGCACACAGCAUGGCCUCCACACAGUUGGCGGCUGGCAUGUCCAAACAGCCCUUUUCCGACCGAAAUGACGUGGAGAUGGUGCUUUUGUUCCCUGUUCCCCCUGCUGGUGGAAUUAAAGAGCUGAAGCUUGAGAAGGAAAAGAAGCUCUACAACCACUGCUUCUCUGGCAGUAGUGUCUUAGACUGGCUGGUCUCCCAGGAGAAAGUCCGAAACAGGCCAGAGGGGCUGGUGCUGGCCACCGGCCUGCUUAACGAGGGCUUCCUGCAGCCAGCCGGGGAGCUGUCCAAAUCAGGGGCAGAGGGGGGCACCGAAUCAGUCUUACUGGAUCAGCCUGAAGCUUUCUACUACUUUGCAGACAGUGGCUUCUUCUGUGAGGGGUACUCCAGCGAUGAGGAUUCGAUUGUGAAGGAGGAGUUUCGAGGGGCCGUCAUUAAACAGGGAUGCUUACUCAAACAAGGUCAAAGAAGAAAAAACUGGAAAGUUCGGAAGUUCAUGCUGAGGAAUGAUCCUGCAUAUCUUCACUACUACGAUCCGACAAAAAACGAGGAGGAUCCCCUUGGAUCCAUUCACCUGCGUGGCUGUGUGGUGUCUGCGGUGGAAUAUGUCCCAGAUGCUAAGAAGUAUGACGUGGACGGGAACCUCUUUGAGAUCAUCACCUCAGAUGAGGUUCACUACUUCCUGCAGGCCGCCACAGCAGAGGAGCACAAGGACUGGAUCAAAGCCAUACAGACUGUGUCAAAGACUGGGAAAUAGUGGGCAAGGACAGAUAACUGUCACUUUUCAUGGUCUCCUCAUACGUAUAUUACACAGAAGGCAAGGAAUUGUACAGUUGUAAUGAUACAAAACUAAAUAUAAACGUGUCUCUGCCUUCUUAGUUAUAUAAAGAACUAUGGCAAUGUGUCUCUGUAUUAAAUUCAUAUUAUCAAUUCUGUUACAAAAAAUACACAGUGUUGGACAUUUCCUGAUGACUUUGUCUGCAAUCUUCCUUUAAAUUAUGUAGUCGAAAAAACGACGACAGACAGGAUGUUAACAUUAACUAUUGUGCUUCAACGUAUCUUCAGUCCAGCCAUUUCCUGUUCCUUUGUUAACACAUAUCAUUUCCUGCCUCUCCUGUCUUGUCACUUUGUGGUGUACAGUUUUCAAAACAAUGAACUUCUAACUGCCUUUAACACAAUGUGACCUGAAUAGUUCUUCACAGAAGUAGUUUGUACAUGCAUAUGUGUGAUCCCCUAAUACCACUCAGCACAUGUCAAACAAAUAGUACAUCUCACAAGUCUCCUAUUAGUCAUCUCACAAGUCACUGAGAUGUACUAUUUGUCAUCAAUGGUGAGGUGGAAAAGAAAUGGUGGAUGACUUAAAAGAAGGCUUACAAUAGACUACACAGAAGAUGCAUAGUAAGGAGCGGAUGUGGUUGAGAAUGUUUGGUCAGCAAUAUCAGUCCGUUUUUAACUGACAUUCGCUAAAACUAUUGUACGCUAUUUUCACUUUCACAGCAGCAAGGCGAAACAUACACCUCCUCUGUGGAGUGUUGCUGUGGUUACGAGUGUUUUCAGUCUUACUUGUCACAGCUACACAUUGCCUUUGCUGUUACCACUGAGGUACAGGAUACCCAUAUAGAGCCCAAUAGUCUUCUCAUUUUUCAAACGACUGAGAUAGCAAACUGUGUAUCCAAAAGUAAGUAAGUCAAAAGGGUUACUAAUAAUAAUAUGUUGGUAGUCUGUUGCGGUAUGCAGUCCUGUGAUGGUACAAUUGAAAGAGGUCUAUUCCUGCCAUUGUUGUAUUAGCAGACCUCCAUAUCCCUUAAACAUUUAUUUUUGUAACUUUGUAACAUUUGUAACUUUGUAAACCUUAUACGGUGACUAUUCUCAUCAGUUGUAAUUAUUAGAUAUGACUCAGAAAACUCAGCACGUAGGUGACAGACUACUGAAAUAAGGAACUGAAAUAAGCAUUAAAACAGGGCAGUUUCAGUUCUCUAUAAUGUGUUCUUAAAUAGACUUACUCUUAAUAGGACAAGCACAUGGCAAAACAGUCUACAAUCUGCACAUUAAGUGAUUCCAUGUAUUAAUAAACAAUUGCACAUAGUUAUAUCAUCUGGACACACAAGUCUAUUAAAUACCUUUUUCUACUAA
Molecule: messenger RNA, 2135 nt
Organism: Clupea harengus (Atlantic herring)
Lineage: Eukaryota; Metazoa; Chordata; Actinopteri; Clupeiformes; Clupeidae
Gene: plek
Product: pleckstrin
Exons: 7
Coding region: 1-759 (252 amino acids)
Biological process (GO): intracellular signal transduction; actin cytoskeleton organization
Cellular component (GO): plasma membrane
Source: RefSeq, a predicted model, not a curated record